AAUCAAUCUGCCCACGUUUUAAGCAUAAUUGGUCCAACCGGUUCACCGUUAGUCCGAAUCUUCGUCAACAUUAACCCUAAUUUCAUUGUAGCGACCCAAAAUCUCCACCAAGAAAAAAUCGGAAUCGCUCUCGCGAAGAUCAAACCCCCCUCGUAAAUCACCGAGUUAACAUUGACUGUAGGCUGGGUUUCGAACCCGUGAUGGGUGCUCCUAAGCAGAAAUGGACUCAAGAAGAAGAGUCAGCUCUAAAGUCCGGCGUUGUCAAGCAUGGACCUGGUAAAUGGCGCACCAUUCUCAAAGACCCUGAGUUUAGUGGAGUCUUGUACCUCCGUUCCAAUGUGGAUCUUAAGGACAAAUGGAGAAAUAUGAGUGUCAUGGCCAAUGGAUGGGGAUCGCGUGAUAAGUCUAGGUUAGCUCUUAAAAGGACGCACUCGCUUCCUAAACAGGAUGAUAGCUCACUUGCUAAUACAAGCUCAUUGCAAAGUGAUGAAGACAUGGCUGAUGCUAAGCAUUUUUCUACCACCGGCACUUCUGCACUGCAACUUCCAACUACUCCUACUCCAAGGAGACCUAAUGUAAGGCUGGAUAGCCUUAUAAUGGAAGCAAUAUCUACCAUGAAAGAGCUUGGUGGCUCUAACAAAACAACAAUUGGUGCCUACAUUGAGGAACAAUAUCACGCUCCGCCAGACUUCAAACGGUUGCUGUCUACCAAGCUAAAGUACUUGACAGCUUGUGGUAAACUCAUCAAGGCUAAACGCAGGUAUAGAAUUCCACACUCCACUCCUCUGUCUUCCCACAGGAGAAGACAUUUGGGAACACCGUCUGGAAAACAGAGUGUUCUUUCUUUGCCUUCACCUAUAACAGACAGAGAUGAAGUGAAUGUUCAGUCAAAGGCUCAGAUUGAUGCAGAGUUAGCCAGGAUGAAGACUAUGAACGCACAUGAGGCGCAAGCGGCUGCCGAACAGGCAGUUGAAGAGGCAGAAGCCGCCAUGGCGGCGGCUGAAGAAGCUGCAAAGGAAGCAGAAGCAGCAGAAGCCGAAGCAGAAGAAGCUCAAGCUUACGUUGAAGAAGCUUUAAAGACAGUUAAAGGAAGAAACAACUGCAAAAUGAUGGUCUGUACGUGAGGUUACAGAGAAGAAGAAGAAGAAUGUGUUGCAGGUGGGGAGAGAGAGAAGCAUAGAAGUAGUUUUUGUGUAUUGAUGAUUCUCUACUUGGGAACUCUUUUUAGUUGUAAGCAGUAAUCUCAGAUGCAUUGCUAUUGUAUUGUUCAUACUUUACAGCCAAAAUAAGUUACAAAAAACUGAAAACAUAGAAAUGCUACAAACGUGGUGAAUAUUUUUGGUUUUGGGAGGGCGAUGUAUCGAUGGUGAAAAUUUAAAAAAACUGGAUAUAUACAAAGACUCAUGUUUCCAUACU
Messenger RNA from Brassica napus (rape), 1416 nucleotides. Its product is annotated as telomere repeat-binding factor 1. NCBI's taxonomy places the organism in Eukaryota, Viridiplantae, Streptophyta, Magnoliopsida, Brassicales, Brassicaceae. Gene Ontology annotation, cellular component: nucleosome. The record is from RefSeq and is a predicted model, not a curated record. Gene Ontology annotation, biological process: nucleosome assembly. The coding region runs from base 201 to 1124 and encodes 307 amino acids. Gene Ontology annotation, molecular function: double-stranded telomeric DNA binding. The transcript has 7 exons.